GGAGUGGGGCGUGGGUGCUCAGCUAAAUCACUCACAAAGUUCACUCCUCAACAUAGGAGCUCCUUGCAUCGGUCCACUGACCAAACCACCUGUGCACCAUGGAAGAAGAGCCCCCUAGAGUGGAUGCAUCCCAACCUGAGACCAGCAGUGUGACGGGUAGCACCCACACGGUCCCAGAGCCCGGGCCCGAGAAUGCGGAGCUCUUCAUCCCGAGCUUCAGCCCAUCAUCCACCCCGGCCUCCCUAACCCCCACCGGCACUCUGGCCCGGUUGGGUCUGAAGAGUUCCGGCCCCACAUCUCCCUCUGCCGCCGCCCCAGGGAGUCCAGCAGACCGUGGUCAGGUGAGCGCCAUUACCGUGGUUGCUCUGCUGGACAAGCUGGUGAACAUGAUGGAGGCAGUGCAAGACAACCAGCAACGUAUGGAGCAGAAGCAGGCUGACCUGGAGAGCGCCAUUCGGGUGGUGCAGGGCGAUGUAAGUCGCCUAUCCAAGACACAUGUGGGCACCUCCAACAGCGUUUGCAAGCUGCUAGAGCGCUCACGUAAAGUCAGCGGCCACCUGAAAGAGGUGCGGGAGCGCUUGGAUAAGCAGGCGGUGCAGGUGAAGAAGCUUGAGGCCAACCACAGCCAUCUACUCAAGAGAAACCACUUCAAAGUUCUUAUCUUCCAGGAGGACAAUGAGAUACCAUCCAGUGUGCUGGUCAAGGAUUCAGUCAGGACCCCACAACCAAGCCAGUAUGACGCAGAGUCCACUCAGCCGAACAUGUCCAUUGCCAGCUCUGUCGAUGGUCUCCAGACCAUAAGCCUUUCCUCGGAUGAGGAUCUCUCAGUUGGCAGAGCGGAGGGAGAAGUACUGGAGGCUGCUGAAGGUAGCUCCCACAUGUUUGAGCGAAGGUCUGACAAGUUCAAGCGCUCUAGUUUGAAGAAGGUCGACAGCCUCAAGAAGGCCUUCUCGCGCCAGAGCAUCGAGAAGAAGAUGGCGCAGAUCACCACCAAGAUUGUGCCACCGGAGAAGCGUGAAAAGAUCAUAAAGACCCUCAGUCCGACUCACCCCAAGAGCCCUUCGGCUAAGAGCUCCACGUUCAAAGUACCGCCCAUGACGUUCAACAUCAAGAAAGUCAGAGACGGAGAUGUUCCUUCGCAAGAACUUGCCUUGGGAGAAGGGGCACACGUGGAGAUCUCGCCACUGGAAUGCUCACCUGGAGAUGCGGCCCUGGGUGAGGCAGUUGUCCAAAAGAGUCAACAAAUGCUGAGUCAGCCCAAUGGUGAAGGCAUAAAAGAGGAGCUGGCGGUCAACGGAGAUCCGCCGAGCAUCCAGUGUGAAAUAAACGGCGACCGUUCAGCCGGUCUUGCAGUCCCUGAGCAUGAUGACGACGUCGGCGAGGAUAAGGAUGAGGAGGAAGAUGAAGAAGCAGAGGCGGCCCACAAAAAUGACGAGAAGCAGUCUCUCACAGCAGCUACAGAAACAGUUGCUGUAAAUCAAAUCUCCUAAUCCUUUGUUUUCCUACAUCAACACCAGUAGGCAUAAAAUGUCCACAUGUAGUAAAUACUUUCAUUGUUAUUGUCAAAAAUACAACACACACACACACACACACACUAAUAAAAAGCAGUGAUCCGCUGAUAUUUUGGGGGGAUGACACACUGUCCUCCAAAGUAAAUUCAAAAUUGCUUUUGCUAUUAGUUUAAACUGUAAAUAUAACAAACUUAGAAUUUUCUUCACUGUACAUCUUUGAACCAACUUACUUUCCUAUUUAGACGGGGAUUAGGUGCCAUCUUGUGGCAUCUUGGGAUACUUUAGAAAGAGCUAAAAACAGCUUAUGUUAUGUCAAUUGUGCAUCGGUAACUGAGAAUAGGUAGGCAUUUAUACUGGUUUAGAACAGUGACUUGCAUUGGAGUUCAUCUGACUACAGAGAAGUAGACAGAAAUCUUGAACCCCAACAUAUAACAUAAGUCUAUAUUUCAAUUUUGACCUUAAUUAAAAAAAAAAUAAAAAAAUAAAAAAGUCUUUUUUUAAUCUUUUAGAAUCUUCAAUCAAUUGCACACUGUUUAACAAAAUGAUAGCAAGAAAAACAAAACAUAUUGUGACAUCUGGAUCUCUAAGAAGCACAACUCAACACUACCACAUGCUGGUCAUAGCACCGUACAUACCAGUUUUAGUUGAUUUUGUGGUCAAAAAGAAAGACUAAAUGUCUCACGCUUUCAUUAGAUAUGUUAGACAGUCCGUUAAAGGUCAGCAUGGGCAGUACAUCUGUGAUGAAACGUAUAUUAUUAGAGAUUUAAUGAGGAAACAUCAAGGUCUCUUGUGUGAAGCCAUGGACUAAUCACAGCCUGCCUGAACCUCUGUGAAUUUGGCCCCCAUUAGAAGGACAUUUAUAGAAAAAUGAUGUCAUUCGUUUGUCCUAGGUUUGUGCUAGUUUGUGCUGAAAAUGUUUUUGUUUCUGCUGCUAUCGUUUUUGAGAUACGAACAAUUCUCGUGAGAGUCAGGUCAACUAGGCCUCCAUUUUGAUUAAAAAAUGGCUAAAAUCGGUGUCAAUCCUUCGUGCUAUGUUCGUGCUGUAAAAAUUUUCAUUUUUGCUGUUAUCGUUUUUUGAGAUAUCGAGAUAUUGAUUUUGAGUGGUGACAUCACACAGCCCUCGAUUUAUUGCAAAAUGGACCCGAAGUGGUGCCACUGGUUUAUGCUAUGUUUGUACUGUAAAAAAAAAAAUAAAAAAAAAAUGUUUGUGCUGCUAUCGUUUUAUUGCCUGGAACUCCAGACUCACCUCUGUUCCAGCGAUAGUCUGGCGACCGUUCCGCUGAUCAAAUUUCCAGGGCGUAGCAAGCCAAAGCAAACAGAUAGCGGAGUGGACCAAUCACCGACGGGCGGACGUGACAUUGGUAAACCGACAAGAAACUCUUGCGUGAGGAAAUAAACGUACAAGGAGAGUGGAGAAUGGAGUUUAUUUAACUAUGGCUAGCACGGGACAGACUGCUGGUUUUAGCAACUUGAUGUGUUUUUGGUCAUGUAAAACUGAAUUUACCGCGGAUUGGAACAUAUUCUCGGCUCUCCCGUUCGCCAUCUGUGUUGUUGUGGAGAAGACUAUCGAAGAGCAAGAGUGGCGUUACUUGUUAAGAACACGUCACGCAAAUAAACAAAUCUGAUUUCACAUUUACUUUCAUUCUGGCUCAAGAGGCCAAUGAGGAGCGGGUUCCCAGACUGUUUAAAAAAUACAGGAGGAACAUUCUGGCCGUGCCAGGCAAAUCGUUUUCUAGAUAUUGUGAUAUUAAUUUCGAGUGAUGACGUCAAUCGCAGCACCUCCGUCGCGGCUAACGAAGCGUUCCAACUCUCAAUAUCAGAGGGGUCUCCCAACAACUAGCGCAAACGUAGCACAAACAAAUGGCACACCUACAGAUCUAUUUUGUAGUAAAUGGGGGGCUACAAGUAACGUCAUCACUCUAAAUUAAUAUUUCAUCACUCUAAAUUAAUAUUUCAAGCCCCCCAUUUAUUGCAAAAUGGACCUUAAGGGGUGCCAUUCGUUUGUUCUACGUUUGCACGAGUUGUUGGGACACCCCUCUGCAGAGGUGGGUAGUAACGCUUUACAUUUAUUUGAAUAACUUUUUGAGAAAAAUGUACUUUUAAGAGUAGUUUUACUAAGCUAUACUUUUUAGUUUUGCUUGAGUAGAUUGGUAAAGAAAAACACUCUACUUUUACUCCGCUACUUGGGCUACACAAGGAUUGUUAUUGGGUUUUUUGCCAGCGAUGGCAAGAGCAGAGACGUGCCUGGUAUAUUACCGGGGUAGCUCGACCGGUUAAUAAUCACAUGACUCCAUUAUACCAAUCAGACGCAAGCUUGCCGUUCUAUCUUCACACCAGCCUGUUCAAUCAUGUGGUGUCUUCAAAGCACCAUAAAAAUGAAGUAUUUGAUAUAGAGCGCUGCCCUCAACAUGACUAGAAAGCAGGGAUUUUAACCUCUCUCCCAGUUUUUAUUUGGCACCAAUUGACCACGGAAAACCAGAGAUAUGAUCCUUUUAAUUUCAAAAUAAUAAUUAUGAAGGAACUCUUCACUAUUCAAACUCGGAACUAUUUUCUCCACCAGAGGGCACUCAUGCUCUUUGGACGAAUAAUGCUUCAAUUAUGUAAUUUUAUUUCUCUCGUCAGAUUUCAAUAGGUUUUUUUUUUAUUUCUUUGGCUUAAUGUAAUGGAUUAUUGCACAGUAUCACAAUGUUAGUGAUUUCUUGGGUAUUCUUUUCACCAAAUACUUGUACUUGUUCUUGAGUACAUUUUUUAAUGACUUUUUUUACUUUUACUUGAGUAGUAUUAUUUUGAAGUAACACUACUCUUAAACUCUGGCUACUCUACCCAUCUCUGCCCCUGUUAUUUUGAGAGUUGGUGCUGCAAUUGACGUCUUAACCCAAAUUAAUAUCUCAAUAUCUAUUAAACAAUAGCAGCACAAACAAAAUAUUUUUUCCGCACAAACGAUCACAAACCUAGCACCAAAAAAAUGACGAUUUUUCUAUAAAUUUGCAUCUGAUGGGGUGGCCACCUUCACGCAGGUCCUGCAUGAACGGAUGGGUGUUUGGUCUCAUGAAGCAACAUAGGAACAAUGACUCAACGUGACUACUGUAGCUGAGCUUCUUAUGCAUUUGAACCAGAAAUAGGAAAACACAGCUAUUUUGUGUGAUAAAAAUCAUUGAAAUUAUUGGGUUGAAAGAAAGAAGAAAAAUAAAUGUAAAAGCACGGACCAUGGGACUGCAAUGAAACAAUGCAAUGUAAUCAUAAAUCGUAUUAUUUUUUUACUAUUCACAUUCAGUGGAAAGAAAGACCCCAUGCAUUUAGAAGUCGAAAUAGAAGGUAUGAUAACCAGGCAGUUUGUCUAGUAACUAGAAUUCGGUUGCAAUAUUUUCUAUUGCGGUGAAUCAAGCACCUGGAGUUUUGCAAGUUUCAGUCCACUUACGAAUCGGCUAAAUUUUACACCACGUUCACUGAGUCCGUGGAUUGACAGUUGACCACGCAUGACAACAAAGUGAGAUCAGUACAAAAUUUAAUCCGAUAAUUGGACCUUUGUUGAUUUGGAUUGGAAUCUAGUUUAGAAUGUUUGUUGAAGGUUAUUGUUCAACUGUAGUAGGGCAUGAAACUCCUUGAAAAUAGUGCCAUCAACUGGAGCUCCAAACUUGCACAUCUCCUAGGCACCGCUCCAAGUAUCUCCCCUCUUGCUGGGCAUGUCUGGCGUGCAACUGAAAAACAGCUUCUUUGUUCUGGCCUGUUUUUUUUUUCAAUCUGAAAACGAGUAAAUCUUUGGCAACAAAACUAGUUGGGUAGUGAGUUACCAGGGUUUGCGAGAGCAGGAAUGGGAAUCCAGUGGUAGCUUUCCGAUUAUGCUGUUUUAUAGGGAAGAUGUAUUCACUCUUACACCACUGGGCCCGAGCUCAAAUUACCCAGGUGUGAGUGCAGUAGCUUCAUGCCAUUUAAGGCAGGGGACGGCAACCUUUACCACUCAAUGAGCCAAUUCGACAGCUUCCUCAAAAUAGACUCUGGGAGCCACACAUACUUAUUGACAUUUGAAUAAAAUGUGUCAGCUCUAAUACAUAGCCUACAUGAAUGUGUAUAUUUUGGAUAGAUACAGUGUGUACAUUCUUUGGUGUAUAUUUGAUUUGACAAAGGAGUUUUGCCUCCGCUUAGUUGGCAGAAUAAGUGGUCACUUUCUACCAGUGGUGGUUAAAGUAAAAGUACUUCGUUGCUGUACUUAGUAGAGCUGGGAAUCUUUGGGCACCUAACGAUUCGAUUACGAUUACGAUUCAGAGGCUCCGAUUCGAUUAUAAAACGAUUAUUGAUGCACCCCACUCCUUUUUUUUUUUUGUUUAAUUUGUUUUGUACAUUAGUUCCAAAAUUGUUCAAAAAUCCUCUCAGGCUAAACCAAACUACUAUUUCAGUAUCAAGUUAACAUAUAGCAGUAAAGAAAUAUACAAAAAUAACAGUAAAUAAAAAACUCCAGUCCCCAUUCUAUAUCAGCAGCUUUAAACUACUUUCAAUUAAUUUAAUGUUGUGAAUCAACCGUUAAAGUUGUUAAAAUUGCUCCUGUUAUUCCAUAAUUUCUCUUUUGUCUACUUUCAACAUGUAAAAGUUUUAAAACUAUUUUAAAGAUAGAUUCAAGUCAAUAUUUUACCGAUUUAGGAGUAUUUUAGAUAAAAAGUUAAUUAGGUUCGCUUGGAAGGUUCGCAACAACAGCCUUGCAGGGAAGUAUACUGCUUUAAGAUGGCGGCCGUUACUAACGCCCGCAUCUAGUUUUUUGUAGAUGUGCUGGUAACGAUACCAGGCUAUAAUGCAUCUAGUCCUAUAUAAAUGAUAUCUAGCGUAACAUAAUGUGGCUAGUAGCAGCUUUUCGGCAGCAGUCAGGUAUGUUGUUGUUUUUUUUUUAUCUCGUGGCAUGAGUUGAGCUAGAGCCGUGAGUUGAGCAUUGGCGUUACCCGAGGGGCCGGGUAAUGAGAAGCAUGAUGUUUAGCUACUCUCGCUCCGUCCCUAAUUGCUUACCGAAGACCGCGCGGCGCGCUGAGUGUGUCGUACUUCUGCUUUACUUGGCAUAUUUCAAUAAUCGGAAUAUGGAUGUUUGUGAAUCGUUCUCGAAUCUUCCACGGCCGAAUCGCGAAUAAUCUAAGAAUCGGAAAUUUUGCACACCUCUAGUACUUAGUGAGCCUUGAGGAGCCAUAUCGUAAUUGAGCACUAGAGGCAGCAACACGAGUACGAGCAAGAUUAGGCAGGUGAACAAGAUAUUGACCAAUAAAAACCAACAGUGUAGCUGCGCACCAUCAGAACGGUGUUGCACACUCUUGUACAGUAGGUGGUGGUAUGCACCUGAUACUUGCCUACAAUCUGCCAUUAUGCUAAGUUUUGGACUUUCAGAACGAUCAUGAUUCACGAACUAUGUAGUGAAGAGAUCGACUGAUAUGAGUUUUCAGGACUGAUACCGAUACAGAGAAUUAGUAGUUACAUGGGCCGAUAACUGAUUUUUUGGAGCCGAUAUUCAUUUGCAGUAAAAGUGUAAAAAAUGGCGUAAAAAAAAUUGAAUAAUGCAAAAUUUCUGCAUUUACCUUUGGUAUGUGUUAUCUGUCCGGACCUUCUCACACAAGAAAACUUUUCCUCUCACUCUACAGUAUGUGUGCGGUCAGCUUGUUCGGAGGCUCUGCCUUUACUGUUUGGGGGGUGGCGUGGUUCAGUGGUAGAGUAGUCAUUCCCCAACCCAGGGUUGUUGGUUUGAUUCUCUGCCCCGAUGACCUUGCCUAAGUAUUCUCGGGCAAGAUACUAAACCCCACUUUGUUCCUGGUACUGCGUGAGUCGGUAGAAGAUAUUGCAUGAAGUAUUUUGAGGGCCUUAAAAAGGUGAAAGGAGCAAUACAAGUUGAAAGAAUCUGACCUUUUAGCCAGAUUUCCGGAAUCACGCCAGCCGACCCGCUGGAACCGCGCUAGCGCAAUACCAAAGAAUCAGAGGAUGGGGUGAAUACUAGCGCAGGAGAGAGAGGCGCGGCCAAUACCGAUAUACAGUGAUCCCUAGCUACUUUGCGCUUCAAACUUCUCGCCCUCAGUCCAUCGCAGAUUUUUUUUCAAUUAAAAAAAAAAAAUACAGAUGAGCUGUCCCGAGCCUAUCGCCUAGUCUCACUCUCCCUCACCCCCUCUCCCUGCUCUUUGUUGGUCAUGCAGUGAGUGCAUUGGAGUUGCUUAUUAAGAAAAAAACAACAAUUGACAGGUGUUCAAUGUUUGAAGUUCGCUUCUCUGGCAAGAUCAAAGCGGCACAUGCAUCAAUCAUCGUUUAACAAUCAACUUUAACAAUUGCUGUGGCAACUCAUUGUGUGUAAGUGCUGCUCACUUACUUGAGGAGACUCACUCAAUGAAGCAUUUAAUAAAGCCAGGCAUUUUUCUGCUUCAUACUUGUUUAAAAAUAAUCCGGUGGGACAGUAAUAUGUUUAAAACUUAUCAUAAUUAUUACAUUUGAAGUGCUUAAAAACUAUUUAUCAAAAAAUAUAUACACAUAAAAGGUUUAUUUUAAUUAUACUUCGGGAAAAAAAUUAACUUGUCUUAUAUAGAUCACUUUCCAAUGCUAAGUCUGAAUAAAUACUUUCUUUUUACAUUUUUAUGUGUAUGGGGGCGGGGGGCUACUUCGCGUUUUGUCACUUAUCACAGUGAUUUCUGGACCCCAUUAACCAUGAAAUACAAGAGAUCACUGCAAGUCAAAUUUUAAGAUAUCGGUGCGACCAAUCGGUCUUUCUCUAAUAUAGAGUCACGGUUGCCACUCGCAAGGUGUAACCACAAGUCCUUGCGCCUGUGAAUGGCUAUUGCUGGCUAUUUGUAUCAUUUUCUGCCCAACAGAUUUUAAUGACGUCUUAUUUUGCACAUGGAUUGCGAUAUAGGAGGACUAUGUAAUUUUUUAAUACAUUAAUAGUAUGUGUAUUGUUUAUCUACAUAUCUAUAGCUGUAAUCUGUACUCCUCAGAUGAAAACCAACAAAUCAUGCUAGUCGUCAUACUACCUUCACAAGCGUCAAGCACGGCUAUUCUACCAAUAGCAACAGAGCUGUGUCAUCACCCCUAGCAUGCAUUGUGUGCAUAAAAAAUGGGACCUUCCGUGAGUCAAAAAAUAUGUACUAAAUAUUAUAGAUUUGAAGAUCAAUGGCAAUAUUUAAGUGCUUUUAAUAACGCAUCCAAGUACAACAGAACAAUUGUGGCUUAUUAGGGCUUACAAGUCUUUAUUCCUGGUAGUUCCUUUUAAAUUUUGCAAGCACCAGAGUAAAAUUUAAUCCAAUAUUGAUUUAUUUAAUUAAAAAAAAAAGGGGGGGGGUUGCCGACACCUGAUCUUGGGUAACAAGGACUUACUUCCACUUCAUUAAACAUAAGAGAAAAAAAAGAAUAUCGUAAAGACAAAGUGUAGUAUAUACUGUAUGUCUGAGUGAUUAUUUGCUUCUUGGUGGAUUCAAAUGCUUCCAAUGACAUGGAACAGCAUACUCCUGCAGCUCCUGCAACAUGCACAAGCUGGUAUGAGUAAUUACACUCCUACAGGAAUGGAUUCCUGUGAUUUUGGCAGAUAAGAACAAUAGUGAAACAUGCCUUUCCCCUUUUUCUUCUGUGUGGUCCUUUGCUGAAAUGUGUUACAUUGCAAACAUGUUGUAUAGAAUUAGUGAGUUUUUACAUAUAGUCACUGCUCUUUUGUUCUUACUCCAAUGUCGGUAUGGGGACAUAUUAAAAGUGUGCUUAGUAUACAAAUACUUGUGAAAUGACACCACAAAAGCAAAUAUUUUGUCAGCUGCCUAUCUCUGAAAAUAUGCCUUUGUAAAAAAAAAAAUUUUUUUUAAUCGAUAUUUGCUUGAGCCAGACCACACCGUCGGAGUGUGAAAGUGGACUAAGCUGUAAUUAUCUUAUUAAUCUUUAAUGUAUUUUAACAGAAAAAUGUUCGUUUCAUUUGACAACUGGGAACUGUUUCAAUUGCACGAUAUGUCUCUAAAACCUGUUUUUCCAUGUUUGCUCAUCUGAUAACAUAAGGGAUGAAAUUAAUGUAGAUGUGAAUCAACAUUGUGUGUUAUCCCUUUUCUUAUGAAUGCAAUUGCUAGUUAAGUCAGAUUUGUAUUUUUUCUUUUUAAUUAUUAAACUAAGAUUGAACACUUUGCUCUGUACAGUUGAUGCGGUCCAGUGGCUUGACUCCUAAGUGAAUUAAUGUGAGCUCUUCUUCUUAUUCUUAGAAAUGUUUAACUUUGUUGUCGAAUUUUCAUUUAUACUGGUCUGGAAAUAAAUCUUCCUUAUCUGUUUUCUUGUCUUAUUCAGUUAGAUAAUUCUAUAGUGCACACGUAUGCGCACAUCAGUUAAAAGCAGCGUGUACUUACUGUUU
This is a messenger RNA of Corythoichthys intestinalis (scribbled pipefish), 9840 nucleotides long. Its product is annotated as caveolae-associated protein 2-like. The coding region runs from base 99 to 1490 and encodes 463 amino acids. Gene Ontology annotation, molecular function: protein kinase C binding. The transcript has 2 exons. Lineage: Eukaryota; Metazoa; Chordata; Actinopteri; Syngnathiformes; Syngnathidae. The record is from RefSeq and is a predicted model, not a curated record. Gene Ontology annotation, cellular component: cytoplasm; caveola.